CACGCGGCGGCGGCAGGUGAUGCAAGGAUGACCAUGGCCCAGGCUGGAGCCGUAGUUGCAGCUGCCACGGGACUCCUCAUCUUCUUCCUGUACUCCUCCAUCCACAAGGUUGAGGAGGGGCACCUGGCUGUGUAUUACAGGGGCGGUGCGUUGUUAACUAGCCCGAGCGGACCAGGCUACCACAUCAUGCUCCCGUUCAUUACCACGUUCAAAUCCGUGCAGACCACGUUGCAGACUGAUGAAGUGAAAAAUGUGCCUUGUGGGACAAGUGGCGGUGUUAUGAUCUACAUUGACCGAAUAGAAGUUGUGAAUAAAUUGGCACCAUAUGCAGUGUACGAUAUUGUGAGAAACUAUACUGCAGACUACGAUAAGACCUUGAUCUUCAAUAAAAUUCAUCAUGAGCUGAAUCAGUUCUGCAGUGCCCAUACCCUGCAGGAAGUAUACAUUGAGCUGUUCGAUCAGAUAGAUGAGAAUCUGAAGUUGGCUCUGCAGAAAGAUCUCAAUGUCAUGGCACCAGGUCUCACUAUCCAGGCUGUGCGUGUUACAAAACCCAAAAUCCCAGAAGCCAUCCGAAGAAAUUUUGAGCUAAUGGAGGCUGAGAAGACCAAGCUGCUGAUUGCAGCCCAGAAGCAGAAGGUAGUAGAGAAGGAGGCAGAGACAGACCGGAAGAAAGCGCUCAUUGAGGCAGAGAAGGCUGCUCAGGUGGCCAGGAUUCACUAUCAACAGAAGAUUAUGGAGAAGGAAACAGAGAAGCGAAUUUCUGAGAUUGAAGACGCUGCGUUCCUAGCAAGAGAGAAGGCAAAAGCUGAUGCAGAGUACUACACUGCUCGGAAGCUGGCCGAUUCCAACAAGCUGAAACUUACCCCCGAGUAUCUGGAACUAAUGAAAUACCAAGCGAUAGCUGCGAACAGCAAGCUGUAUUUUGGUGACCGCAUCCCCAAUGUGUUUCUGGAUUCCUGUGCCUUCCAGCGAGCCAAUCUGAGGACUGCCCGAGAACCAGCCUUCCUUUACAGGAGGCCCCAGAGACCUCUGGAGAAAGCCACCUCAGAGCAAAGGAAAGCACUGGCUGACAGAGGUAGAAAGAUACUCGGUAUAGCUCAACAGCUAGCCCAGCUGUGAAUGGGGAUGUUGCCCUGUGCUGGUGGGGCGAAUGCAGCGCAUGCGUGGACAUCUUGUGUUAUAGGUGGCAGUUGGGUUGAUUUUCUUCUAGCAACACAUUGCAAGUGCUCUGCCUCUUCCGUUUCUUCCCCUAUUAAAUUGGUGCUUCCAAAUGAGGAAUAAUCCUGUACUAACAUACCUAUACUGGAAUAUUAAAAGACAGACACCGGGAAAGCCUUCCGCAGUAGGUGCAAUUAUUUAGCAAGCAUUACUCUGGAGGUAAGAGAUGUGGCUUUGAGUGCUAUGUUGCUGCACACUGGUCAUUCCCCAGUGCUCCUCACUGAGGCCGAGCGAAGAGGUUUUGUUCAUCCUGCCGAUGAAGCUUCACUUUGUGGACUCCAAGGCAGGUUUCUUCUGGCGCUAUCUAACUCUCCUCAAGGACUCCAGUGGAAUGGGCUAUCCUUGGCCAGCGGAGGCUGCGUGUUCCUGCUCAGGGCAAGGCCUGACGAGGAGUGGUUCGGUGUGGAAUAGCUUAUUUGAAUAGGAUCUGCAUAGCCAUAAUCUUCUUUCCCGUAGGCAGUGGCACUAGAUAAUGACUUGGAGCAAGCAAUCUCUAACGGGCUUCUGUAACUCCCCCUCUCCAAGCAAGAGCCUCACGCUGGCUUCCUGUGACUGACUGUAGUACGUUUCAGCUGGGUGGCUGGGUCUCACCUUGCACCCUAAACCAGAUUUCAGAGCGCGUGGAGCACCUCCGAGCAGCUGGUUGGUAGCAGAGCUGGGAAACGUUUGCUGAGACCCCAGCCUCCCUGUAGGUCUUUUCACCAGGGAAAAGGGGCUGAAUUUCCACUGCUCUGCCUUGCUGGCAAAGUGAAGGGGAAGAGAAGAGUGAAGGGACCCUGCUCUGCAGCAGAUCAGAUGUCUGACACCUCAGCUGCAAAGUAGGUGAGGCAUCACUGCUCCCCAGUGCAAAAUCCACCGCUCCAAGAAGUGGGGCCUGCCUCGUGUGUCCUUGAACAGCUGCCGUGGGGAGUCUGUUCCUGGUCGUCUUAUCACUGGCCAGGCUUUGCUGCAUCACAGGGCUUUUGACUCACGAGCGAUGCUGGCAGGAUGAUCUUUUCUCCUGGAGUGUGCUGUAAUAUAUCUAACCCCUGUUCCCCGUGUGCUGCUGGAGGGUGAGAGAAAGAGAUGUGCUCAGGGGGGAGAUCUGCUGGUAUGAUCUGCUUUCCUCUUUUCCUCUGUCCUCCCUUUUGCCUGCGAGGACAUGCUUGUUUCUAGGACCGGUUUCUUGUUGUGUUCUGCAACGAUCCCAGAAGACAGUGGCUGGGGAAGCAACUGGCAAGAGCUUGAACUGGAAAGCCAUUCCCCAGCUGGUAGCACCGCAGCAUUGCCUGCCUCUGAACCCACCACAUGUUCAGAGACCGUCUCUCCUCCACCAGCCUGGGAUAUCUGUACGUUCAUCCUGCUUUCCUGUCCCCUCAGGUGCUGCCACGUGCAGUGCUCGGCCCUGGCACGGUUCACCGGACAGGUCGGUUGGUGGUGACUCUCUGGGCACUCGGCCGGUUGGUGCUGGCAUUGAGAUCUUCUGUCCCUGGCACCAUCUGCAGCCUCGUGGCAAGGGGAGGAACAUGCUUAGCUUUUGCCUCGGUGAAACAUUCAACCCAAAACGAACGGCCUGAACUUCACCUCUGCUAAUGAUUUCCCUACGUGAGUUGUGUGGGCUUCAGGCUUUCCGGUGCUGUUUCCCUUGGCUUGACUAGGAGGAUGGCAAUGUCUCUCCUCAAGGAAGUUUGGUAACAUGCGGUGCCUUAUGCUGUCUGAGCUCCUGCCCUGGCUGCCUCUCCUCCAUCUCUGGGGCAGAGCAGGGAUGCAUUGGCCCUGCCUCUCCUGCUGCCGCUGCUGGCCAUCUUGGGUAAUAUAUGACUGUGGGACUUUGCAGCAGUUUCAGAUGGUCUUUCUUUCCUCCAUCUGUCUGCAAACACCCAAGUUGGUGCUCUGCUCCAAGAUACUAGCUCCUCUUCAAACGCAGCUCUGGCAGGAGCCAGGGACCAGGACCCUGCCCCAGUGAGAGGCCAGCUGAAGGUGUUGAGCACCAAUCCUGGCUUCAGGGAGCUCGUGCGUGAGCGUGCUUCCUCGUGCUCUGAGGAUGAGUGGAAGGGUACCGCUGUCACCAGGAGGAGAGGUUUUUCUGGUUUUCGCUGUGCACACCUGGUGCGCAGGGCUUGUGGCACAGCCCACGUGCCUUGCAGAUCGCAGCCUGGGGAGCACUAAGCCGAGCUUUUGCAUGGGGAGGCUCAUAUCUUCACCUGCCGAAGGCUUGGGCAAACAGUGCCCUCCUGGUGCAGAGCGGCCUUCGAAGGACGCUGGUGGGCAGGAGAGCAGGAAGGAUGUCUGCAUGUCACGCUGGAAGGCGGCUCAGCCAGCAGGCAGGGCAGAGCUGAAACCCAUGGCUGAUGGCGGGAGAGGAGCGGGCAGGCACAGUGUCAGCCCCGUUAGACCCUGCAGUGCCCUCCCCAGGGGAAGGGUACGAGGGCAGAGAGGGGAUGGCAGCGCAUUUCGUAGCUGUGGUGGUUGAAAUGUCUCCUGGAAGUACUGUUUGACUUGCGAGGUCCCCUUUCUCCUGUGGGAAGGGGGAGUCCGCAUCUCUUUGACCUUCCACCUCCUUGGUGUAGCUGGCUUGCAGCGGGCGCUUUGCAGCAGAAACACGGCCUCUCCUCACCCCAGCAGCAGCCGCUUUGGUUGAAUUUUGAGAUGAAGGCAGGCUUGUUAGAACAGAAGCACUCCUGGAGGGAACAUAGAUUUGUCUCCAUGUGGUACUCACUGGGGUUGGGCACUACCCAGUGCUGGCAUCAAACCCUGGGCAUCAGGCUGGGUGGACAGGGUAGGUUCUGCCAGCCUGACAAGAAGGAAGGGCACGAGGGGAACCACUAGAAGCAAUAACCAGGCAGCUCACAGCUCUCCUGCAGUGAUCAGAGCAAGAUCACCGUGCAGGGAGCAGGAAAGCCUUCCAGGCCAGUGCAGGAAGGGCUGCUUCCCUUUGGAUCUGAGCCUUGCUGGGCCUCCCUGCGGCCAUCUAGGUGGCUGCAUGGCUUUGCCAUUAGUGGCCGUCACUCUGGCUAAAUGUCAUCCUGCUCUGGUUGGGUAUGCAUCAGCCACCUCCUACCCGUGUGGUCUGAGGGACACCGGGGGAUGCUCCUGUGGUUUGAAGUCCUGCAGCAACAUGUGUGUGGUGCUCAGUGCCUUCUGCAAAAGCCUCCUCCAUCCCUCUCUGCUUCCCCAGCCACUGCUUCAGAAGCCUGAGUGGGUGUGCAAGAGGAGGAAAUCACCACGGGUUUAACACCCCAGUCUGGGCUUUGCCUCUGUCUGAGCUGGGAGCUGCGGAGCAGGAAUACAAGUGCAACCAGGAAUGUGGGAUUGAACUGGUUUUUCUCUCCAUUCAAAAGGCCUGUGUGGUCCUGUGACUGAAGGGGUCUGCCACUGGAUCUGCACCUUCUUUAAGGAAACACGAUAUGUAUGUUCAAGUUUACAUGCACAGUGUUAAGUUCUUUUGAUAAAGCAGAAUAAAAUUAUUUUGUUACCAUUUCCUUGGCUUUAUGCAUCCUAGGGCUGGUGUCACUGUAGGCACGUGGAGGGGGACAUUUAUGCCUCUCAUCCCGCAGUAACACUGCAUCUAGUUGCAUGUCCCCAGCUGCAGUGACUGCCACCC
This is a messenger RNA of Gymnogyps californianus (California condor), 4801 nucleotides long. RefSeq names its product ER lipid raft associated 1 (gene ERLIN1). NCBI's taxonomy places the organism in Eukaryota, Metazoa, Chordata, Aves, Accipitriformes, Cathartidae. Gene Ontology annotation, molecular function: ubiquitin protein ligase binding; cholesterol binding. Gene Ontology annotation, cellular component: endoplasmic reticulum membrane; endoplasmic reticulum. Gene Ontology annotation, biological process: SREBP signaling pathway. The record is from RefSeq and is a predicted model, not a curated record.